Messenger RNA from Penicillium cataractarum, 1050 nucleotides. Its product is annotated as Fic family protein. The record is from RefSeq and is a predicted model, not a curated record. Bases 1 to 1050 code for a protein of 349 amino acids. NCBI's taxonomy places the organism in Eukaryota, Fungi, Ascomycota, Eurotiomycetes, Eurotiales, Aspergillaceae. The transcript is spliced from 2 exons.
AUGACCGAUGCUUCCCAUCACGCCAGUCUCGGUCAAAAGAUCCUGGCACAUAUCAAAUCUACAUCCCGUCUGGAACCAGGAACGAUCUCUGUCUCUAUCCACGGCCAUAACACAGACCUGACGAUUACCCAAGACGAGGCCUAUAGCUAUGAAAUCGCUCAUGCAGUUUUCAACCCCGAGCUUGCUUUCAGCCAGGUAAUCGAUAGCAUGGACCGCCUUACGACACUCCUACAUAAUCUAUCUGACGUGGUCUACGGCUCAAACAUGAUCGACAAAGCGGGUGCAGGUCUCAAAGCCGCCCGUCAACUAUCUAUGAAGGUUUUCUGUGGAGAGGAUACCUUUGAAGAGGAUGCUCAAAAAGAUGACAAGUACUACGUGCGUAUCCAGAAGCAGCGUGUACACGCCAGAUUACCUGCAAACCAUACGGAUAUCCUACAGACUCACCGUGAGGUUGUCCAACACGCCAAAGCAGCAGCCUAUCUAAUCGAAAAGCUCGGCAUCAACGGCGAAGAUCUCACAGAAGACCUCAUCCUCGAGACCCAUCGCAUCCUCACGUCCAAAGUUGACGCUGAAAGCGCAUCUUGGAAAGAAUAUAGCAGUGUAUAUCGCACAGACGACGUCAGCGUGGGUCUUCACACUUUCAUCAGCCCUGAGGGCAUUCCAGAAAAAAUGAAGGAGAUGAUCCGCCAAUAUAACUCCGAUCUCGAUAAAGCUGCAAGAACCGGACUGAUAGAUCCCAUUAUGCUUGCCGCCAAAUACGCACACAUCUUCGUCAACAUUCAUCCGUUCUUAGACGGUAAUGGCCGCAUGUCUCGUCUCAUUUUAAACUCUAUCUUGCUGAAAUUCGGGCUUUUUAAUGUUUGUCUUGGGAAAAUGGAGCAUGAUCGCUAUAUCUAUAAGGAAAUUGUAGCGUCUGCGUCGCAACUUGAGGAUACCUAUGAUGGUCGUGAAGAGGAGGAGAAACCGGUGGCGUAUAAAGAGUUGGCAAGCUUGGUUUUACAUUGUUCUCAGAAUCACCUUAGCAAGUUCAUGAAGGCUGCUCUCAAGUAA